This is a messenger RNA of Sarcophilus harrisii (Tasmanian devil), 3070 nucleotides long. RefSeq names its product cytochrome P450 7A1. The record is from RefSeq and is a predicted model, not a curated record. Gene Ontology annotation, biological process: bile acid biosynthetic process; cellular response to glucose stimulus; cholesterol catabolic process. The transcript is spliced from 6 exons. Bases 89 to 1609 code for a protein of 506 amino acids. Lineage: Eukaryota; Metazoa; Chordata; Mammalia; Dasyuromorphia; Dasyuridae. Gene Ontology annotation, molecular function: heme binding; cholesterol 7-alpha-monooxygenase activity; iron ion binding.
ACGUAUGCUGAGGUCUUUGUUCAAUAUUUCCUUACUCAUUUGAAUUCAGGUUCUUCAGCUUCUCAGAAGUUUCCUGUAGGAUUCCAAAAUGUUGACAAUAUCAAUAUCUUUGAUCUGGGGUUUUGUUGUAGCUGUUUGUUGUUGCUUAUGGCUUAUUAUUGGAAUAAGGAGAAGGCGAUUAGGAGAACCACCUCUGGACAAUGGGCUAAUUCCAUAUGUAGGCUGUGCUUUGCAGUUUGGAGCUAAUCCACUUGAAUUUCUCAGGACAAAAAAAAGGAAAUAUGGUCAUAUUUUUACAUGCAAACUAAUGGGAAAAUAUGUACAUUUUAUUACCAAUCCUUUUUCAUACAAUACAGUAUUGCGGCAUGGAAAAUACUUUGACUGGAAAAAAAUUAACUACGCUACCUCUGCAAAGGCAUUUGGGCACAGAAGCAUUGAUCCCAGUGAUGGAAAUACUACUGAAAAUGUACAUGAGACUUUGAUUAAAACCUUGCAGGGAGAUGCCUUGAAUUCCCUCACUGAAGCCAUGAUGGAAAAUCUCCAGUAUGUCAUGAAGCCAUCAGUUCUUUCCAAAACAAAUCCUGACAGCUGGGUGACAGAGGGCAUGUGUUCCUUCUGCUACAGAGUGAUGUUUGAGGCGGGUUAUUUAACUCUCUUUGGCAAAGAUCUUACAAGGCAAGAAGUACAGAGAACAUUCAUCCUAAACAGCCUUAAUAACUUCAAGCAAUUUGACAAGAUAUUCCCAGCCUUGGUGGCAGGGCUUCCAAUCCAUGUGUUUAAGAAUGCUCAUAAUGCAAGGGAGAAAUUGGCUGAAACGCUGAGGCAUGAAAAUCUACAGAAGAGAGAUAAUAUCUCAGAACUGAUCACUACUCGCAUGUUCCUGAAUGACACAUUGUCAACCUUUGAUGACAUGGAGAAGGCAAAAACUCACCUGGCCUUACUUUGGGCAGCUCAAGCUAAUACACUCCCUGCUACUUUCUGGUGCUUAUUUCACACAAUAAGGAGUCCAGAAGCAAUGAAGACAGCUACUGAAGAAGUCAGAAAAACUUUAGAAAAUUCUGGUCAAAAAAUUAGUUUUGAAGGCAAACCUAUAAGCCUGAGCCAAAUGCAGCUAAAUGAUAUGCCAGUACUAGAUAGUAUAAUCAAGGAGGCUUUAAGACUUUGCAGUGCAUCUUUGAACAUCAGAGCUGCUAAAGAGGAUUUCACUUUGCACUUAGAGGAGGGGUCAUAUAGCAUAAGGAAGGAUGACAUAAUAGCUUUUUAUCCCCAACUGCUGCACUUUGAUCCAGAAAUCUACCCUGAUCCUUUGGUUUUCAAAUAUGACCGUUACCUUGAUGAAAAUGGAAAACCAAAGACCAACUUCUAUUAUAAUGGCAUCAAGCUGAAAUAUUACUACAUGCCCUUUGGAUCAGGACUGUCAUUGUGUCCUGGAAGAUUGUUUGCUGUCCAUGAAAUCAAACAAUUUUUGAUUCUCAUGCUUUCUUAUUUUGAAAUGAAACUUGUUGAUAGUCAAGUUAAAUAUCCUCCUUUAGACCAGUCUCGUUUAGGUUUGGGCAUUUUACCACCAACAAAUGAUAUUGAUUUCAAAUACAAACUAAAACACCUGUGAUUGUUUUACUGAAAGGAGAAGAGAACACUAAGUGAUGUUAUAAGUCUAGAAAAAGCCAUUGCUUCCAGCCAAUCUGAUGGCAGGCAGAAUAAACAAUGUUGGACUAUAGUCCAACUAUAGUACAGUAGGAACAGUAGGAUGUGGAGCUGGAUUUGUAUCUGAGCCUCAACUCCAUAUUUACUACUUGUUUGGCCAUCAACAAGUAAAUUAUUCACUCUCUAAUUCAAUUCCCUCAUUUGCAAGAGGGGGAAGGGAUAUUGCAAAAAGUGAUUUCAAAGUUCUCUUCAAGCUUUAAAUUUGGGUGACAAGAUGGGCUCAAGUGUUUCAAUAAUUCUGUUUUUAUUUACUAGUACUUGCUAAUAAAGUACGAUAUCUGAAGAAUAAUUUUAGAUAUAGUAUAGAAUUGUGUUUCUACAGAGAAUAGUUUACAACUAUUCUUGUUUAAAUUGAUAGAUCAACUUUCUUUCAACCAAGGCCUAUAUUUUAUUCAAAGGGAGAAGGAGCAGAAAAUUAGUAUUUUUUCAGGAGGAAGGAGUUGCAGUUGGUUGAGGAUUUUUUUUUUCCUAAGGAAACUCCUUUUUGUUUAUACAAAAUCAAUUUUUUAAACAAAUUUUUUGCAAAAUUUUUUACAAAAAUCAGCCAACCAUUAUUUAGAAAAACAAAAAACAAAUAUGAAAAGCAAUUCACGUUUUAGUGAAACUAGCCAUCUGGCACGCUGGUUGCUUCUUCAGCUGUGAAAACAAUUUUUACAAAGGUUAAAAUCAGAUAUUAAAGCUAAGUGAAAAAAUGUCUUUCAACUGUCUUUGGAUCUUAAAAAUUAAGGCAACGUAAUUUUAGUUUUAAAAAGAUGAUUUCAAUGUACUAAUAACAUUGAACUUUGUUGUAACAUAUUUUCUUUCAUUAUGUAUUAAUUUAUUUUUUCAGGAAUACCUAGUAAACAGGUAUAAGUGAUAAUAUCUCACUUAUUCUUAUAUUUGAACCAAUUUUGGCAAGGAGAAUUCUUUAGAAAAUAAAAGACAAUUUCAUUUUUCUCUUCAAUGAAAAAAGCAUGUGGCUUUCAAAUAGUGUUUUUUGAAGGUGAAUAAGCCAGUCCAUUUUAAGUCUGUGGCUAUAAAAAUACCAUGAAGAUAAAAAUCACUUAUUUUUAAAAACUUAGUUUUUAGAUUUCAUUUUAUCAUUUUCUACUGCUAAAUUAAAAGAUGUAGUAUAAGUAAAAACAUGAUAAUUUGUGACUAUGGAUAAUAGUGUUUUAACUAUUGUGUAUAACUUAGAUUUGAUUUAAUAUUUUAAGUAUCAACUAUUAUCUAUGAUGGUGUUAUUCCUCUAUGUGUAUAUAUCUAUGUAUAAUUUAUACUUAGUAUAUUUCUUGUAUAUUGUACAGAAAAUUUAAGAAAAUGACAAAAGUGUAUUUUUCUGAAAUGACAUUCAUUUUAACUUGUAUGAGUUCAUUAAAACUCAUUA